AUGCCGUCUUGCAAGAAUUUUAGGAGGAGAAGAGACUCUUCUGAUGUUGAGGAGGAUGAAACGACUCAAGAAGUCAGAUGUAAAGUUGAAGAGGCCAAGGAGCUACAGAGUUUGCGGCGACGACAGAAUGGAGUCAGUGUGACUGCCUUACUUGUUGGAGAAAAAUUGCCUCCAGAGGUGGAGAUCGACAAUGACCCUUUCAAGCUCAAAACUGGAGGGGUUGUUGACAUGAAGAAAGUCAAGGAUCGGAAUCGUGAUAUGACAGAGGAUGAUACAGACCUUAACCUGGGUACAUCCUUUUCAGCUGAGACAAACAGAAGAGAUGAAGAUGCAGACAUGAUGAAAUACAUUGAGACAGAACUGAGAAGAAAGAAGGGCCUUGUGGAAGCAGAAGAACAAAAAGUCAAAGUGAAAAAUGCAGAGGACCACCUGUAUGAGCUGCCAGAAAACAUCCGCGUUAACUCUGCCAAGAAGACCGAGGAAAUGUUGUCCAAUCAGAUGCUGAGUGGUAUCCCUGAAGUUGACCUUGGUAUUGAUGCAAAGAUAAAAAACAUCAUCCAGACAGAAGAAGCCAAAGCUAAGCUGCUUGCAGAACAAAGGAACAAGAAAAAAGAUAAUGGAACAUCGUUUGUGCCUACAAACAUUGCUGUCAACUAUGUCCAGCAUAACCGCUUCUAUCAUGAGGAUGCCAACACAGCUCAGAGGCAUCAUAGACGAGAGAGAGAGGAACCUAAAGCAAGGCCACUGCGUGUAGGGGACACGGAGAAACCAGGACCAGAGACAUCAGAGCCACCAAACUUCCGCAAACGGCCAAAUAACGAAAAGGCGACCGAUGACUACCAUUACGAGAAAUUCAAGAAGAUGAAUCGGCGAUAUUAA
Nerophis lumbriciformis (worm pipefish) is the source of this 879-nucleotide messenger RNA. NCBI's taxonomy places the organism in Eukaryota, Metazoa, Chordata, Actinopteri, Syngnathiformes, Syngnathidae. The record is from RefSeq and is a predicted model, not a curated record.